This is a messenger RNA of Eubalaena glacialis (North Atlantic right whale), 3858 nucleotides long. RefSeq names its product DLG associated protein 1 (gene DLGAP1). Gene Ontology annotation, biological process: signaling. The record is from RefSeq and is a predicted model, not a curated record. Gene Ontology annotation, molecular function: molecular adaptor activity. Gene Ontology annotation, cellular component: postsynaptic specialization; glutamatergic synapse. The coding region runs from base 624 to 3563 and encodes 979 amino acids. Lineage: Eukaryota; Metazoa; Chordata; Mammalia; Artiodactyla; Balaenidae. The transcript has 13 exons.
CCCGCCGCGUCCCGGCGCUCAGCAGCCGCGCCAGAGGCGAGCGCUGCGCUCCGGGCCCCGCAAUCCCGAGGACACGGCCUCUCCGACACCUCCGGCCCGGGGGAAUCGGCGGCAUCCGCGGCGGGAGCGGCCGUAGCCGCCUCGGCUCCUCACUCGAGUCCUUCCCAUCGCCUCGCUGGGAGCCUGUCCCGGCCACGGGGACACCUCUUUCGUCCUCCCUCCGAGGCUCGCGGGACCGACGGACGUCCGCGGCGACCGAGGGCCGGACUGCGGGCAGUGGCAAGCACACGGUGAAUGGUGCUUUUGAGCGCCUUCUGUGAUUACCAUUCACACCUUUUCUGGGGACACUUUCUUAAAAGAACCAGCAAGCAUCCAGUUUACUGAGAUAUAAUUCCAGAUUCAUGGAGUUGUUGCAGACCAGAUACCUCUUGUCUCACUAAGACUGGUUGAGCAUCACAUACCAAGAGGGACAUCGGGUUAAAAAAAAAACUGCAACGUUUGGAUCUUUUCCUGCUUCAGAAGCAAGAGGAAUGGAAAAUUGAUAAUCAAAGGUCCUUGCGGGAGACGGGUCUGGAACCUAACCACCGGGUGUUCAUGACCCCCGUGGUUGCGCCCCAUCAGCGAUGAAAGGGUUAUCAGGCAGCCGCAGCCAUCACCACGGAGUCACCUGCGAUUCGGCCUGUGACUCGCUGUCGCACCACGCAGACCGCAAGCCAUACCUGCUGAGCCCGGUGGAGCACCACCCGGCCGACCACCCCUACUACACUCAGCGUACCUCCUUCCAGGCCGAGUGCGUGGGCCCCUUCAGCGACCCGCUGGCCAGCAGCACCUUCCCGCGCCGACACUACACCUCGCAGCAGGAGCUGAAGGACGAGUGCGCCCUGGUGCCUCGCACCCUGGCCACCAAGGCCAACCGCAUCCCCGCCAACCUCCUGGACCAGUUUGAGAGGCAGCUGCCUCUCAACAGGGAUGGCUACCACACAUUGCAGUACAAGCGCACGGCCGUGGAGCACCGCAGCGACAGCCCCGGCCGCAUCCGCCACCUGGUCCACUCGGUCCAGAAACUCUUCACCAAAUCGCACUCCCUGGAGGGGCCGUCCAAGGGCAGCGUCAACGGGGGCAAGGCCAGCCCCGAGGAGACGCAGACCGUGAGGUACGGCAAGCGAAGCAAGAGUAAGGAGCGCCGCCCCGAGCCCAAGCCCCGCACCAACACUUCCCCGGGCUGGUGGAGCUCCGAAGACAACCUCGACGGCGACAUGUGCAUCUACCACGCCCCCUCGGGCGUGAUGACCAUGGGCAGGUGCCCCGACCGCUCUGCCUCACAGUACUUCAUGGAGGCCUACAACACCAUCAGCGAGCAGGCUGUGAAGGCCUCCCGGAGUAACAACGAUGUCAAGUGCUCCACCUGUGCCAACCUGCCCGUCACCCUAGACGCGCCACUGCUGAAGAAGAGCGCCUGGUCCUCCACGCUGACCGUGAGUCGAGCCCGAGAGGUUUACCAGAAAGCCUCGGUUAACAUGGACCAGGCCAUGGUGAAGUCAGAGUCGUGUCAACAAGAACGUUCCUGCCAGUACCUUCAGGUCCCUCAGGAUGAAUGGACAGGGUACACCCCUCGAGGUAAGGAUGAUGAAAUUCCCUGCCGUAGAAUGCGGAGCGGCAGCUACAUCAAGGCCAUGGGAGAUGAAGACAGCGGGGACUCGGACACCAGCCCCAAGCCUUCUCCCAAAGUUGCUGCGCGAAGGGAAAGCUAUCUCAAGGCUACUCAGCCAUCCCUUACAGAACUCACCACACUCAAGAUUUCCAAUGAGCACUCCCCCAAACUCCAGAUCCGGAGUCACAGUUACUUGAGGGCGGUCAGUGAGGUCUCCAUCAACCGAAGCCUAGACAGCCUUGACCCUGCGGGCCUGCUCACAUCACCAAAGUUCCGCUCCAGGAAUGAGAGCUACAUGCGAGCCAUGAGCACCAUCAGCCAGGUGAGCGAGAUGGAGGUGAACGGGCAGUUCGAGUCGGUGUGCGAGUCGGUGUUCAGCGAGCUGGAGUCACAGGCGGUGGAGGCCCUGGACCUGCCAAUGCCCGGCUGCUUCCGCAUGCGGAGCCACAGCUACGUGCGCGCCAUAGAGAAAGGCUGCUCGCAGGACGACGAGUGCGUGUCGCUGAGGUCUUCCUCCCCGCCGCGCACCACCACCACCGUGAGGACCAUCCAGAGCAGCACGGUGUCAUCUUGCAUUACAACAUAUAAGAAGACACCACCUCCAGUCCCACCCAGAACUACCACGAAACCUUUCAUUUCUAUCACAGCCCAGAGUAGCACAGAGUCGGCCCAGGACGCCUACAUGGAUGGACAGGGCCAGCGAGGGGAUAUUAUCAGCCAGUCUGGACUGAGCAACUCCACGGAGAGCCUGGACAGUAUGAAGGCUCUGACAGCCGCCAUCGAAGCCGCCAAUGCCCAGAUCCACGGCCCAGCGAGUCAACACAUGGGCAACAAUGCUGCCACCGUCACCACCACCACCACCACCGCCAUGGCCACCAUCACUGCAGAGGACAGGAAGAAGGACCACUUCAAGAAGAAUCGAUGCCUGUCCAUUGGGAUACAGGUGGAUGAUGCUGAAGAACCUAACAAAACAGGGGAAAAUAAAGCACCCAGUAAGUUCCAGUCCAUAGGAGUGCAAGUAGAAGAAGAGAAAUGCUUCCGCAGGUUCACUCGAUCCAACAGCGUGACGACGGCCGUGCAGGCCGACCUGGACUUCCACGAUAACCUGGAGAACUCUCUGGAGUCUAUAGAGGACAAUUCGUGCCCCGGCCCGGUGGCCAGACAGUUCUCCCGGGACGCCAGCACCUCCACGGUCAGCAUCCAGGGCUCAGGAAACCACUACCACGCCUGCGCGGCCGACGAGGACUUCGAUGCGGAUUUCGACCCUUCCAUUCUGCCGCCCCCAGACCCCUGGAUUGACUCAAUCACCGAAGACCCCCUGGAGGCCGUGCAGAGGUCAGUGUGCCACCGGGACGGCCACUGGUUUCUGAAGCUUCUCCAGGCGGAGCGGGACCGCAUGGAAGGCUGGUGCCAGCAGAUGGAGAGAGAGGAGCGCGAGAACAACCUGCCCGAGGACAUUCUAGGGAAAAUCCGAACCGCAGUUGGCAGUGCCCAACUUCUUAUGGCCCAGAAAUUCUACCAGUUCAGAGAACUGUGUGAAGAAAACCUGAAUCCCAAUGCUCAUCCAAGGCCCACCUCCCAGGAUUUGGCGGGGUUCUGGGACAUGCUGCAGUUGUCCAUAGAAAAUAUUAGUAUGAAAUUUGAUGAACUUCAUCAGUUAAAGGCCAAUAAUUGGAAACAGAUGGAUCCUCUUGACAAGAAGGAGCGAAGGGCCCCUCCUCCAGUGCCCAAGAAGCCGGCGAAGGGCCCCGCGCCGCUGAUCCGGGAGCGCUCGCUGGAGAGCUCGCAGCGCCAGGAGGCCCGCAAGCGCCUGAUGGCCGCCAAGCGCGCCGCGUCCGUCCGCCAGAACUCGGCCACCGAGAGCGCCGAGAGCAUCGAGAUCUACAUCCCCGAGGCGCAGACCCGGCUCUGAGGCCCCCGGCCGCCGCGCCCCCGCCCGCCUCCUCCCCGGCGCCCGCCCUUCGCCUUCUUGGCCCGCCCACCCGUGUAGACGCGGCCCCUCUAGGUCACCCGCCAUCCUCCGUUCUCUCGAGCUUGUCUGUCCCUAGAUUCCAGCAAUAUCGAACCAUAGGGUAUCUCAGAAAUCCAGGAUCCUGGGGCGGGGGGGUCCCCUCGGGACCUCGCGGACUUCCACCCGAAAGAAACUAGGAAACUAGGGCUCCGAUCCCCCUGAUUUCCCCGACACGCUUCCUAUUUCGGCAAGCAGA